UCUUUUGGGAGGCCGCGGGCCGCGGAGCGCGCUUCCCAUUGGCUGGCCUGGGUGAAGGCGGUGCUCGCCGCCCCGUCGCGUCUGCGGGCUCCCGGUGGGCUCCCGUGGCGAGAGGCGCGGCGAUGCGGUGGCUGUCGGGGCCCAGCUGGGCCGGGCGAGGCCUGCGGGUGGGGCUGGCGGUGGCGGCCGCGGCGCUGCUGAUCCAGGCGCUGCGCAGCUGGGCGUCCUCCAGCCGGCGCUUCGAGUUCGACCCCGAAGAGAUCGCCCGGCUUGGCAAGCACCACGCGGGCCUGGAUCACGAGCUGGCCUUCUCCAAGAUCAUUGUGGAGUUGCGUAAGAAGCAUCCAGGGCACAUAUUGCCAGAUGAGGACCUGCAGUGGGUGUUCGUCAACGCUGGGGGCUGGAUGGGUUCCAUGUGCCUCUUGCAUGCCUCCCUCUCAGAGUACGUGCUGCUCUUUGGCACAGCUGUUGAUACUGUGGGUCAUUCAGGUCGCUACUGGGCCGACAUUCACGACACCAUCAUCUCUGGCACUUUCCGGAGGUGGAAGGAAGGAACGACUAAAAGCGAGAUCUUCUACCCAGGAGACACCAUCGUCCACCACUCUGGGGAAGCCACGGCCGUGCAGUGGAGCGCCGGCACGUGGAUGCUGGAGUACGGCCGGGGCUUCAUCCCCUCCACGCUCGGCUUCGCCCUCGCCGACACCAUCUUCAGCACUCAGGAUUUCCUGACGCUCUUCUACACCAUGCGGGUCUAUGUCAAGGGGAUGCUUCUGGAGGCCAGUGCCUACUUCAGCGACGCAGCGCAUUAAGUUCUUCCCUCCCUGACCCUUUGGCAUGGAAAGGGCUCCUCGCUCCCUGACUCCCAUUGGCUGUGUUCUGUCUCAGGGGGCCUGGUGCGAUUCCCACACUCUCUCCUACAGAAGGCCGGGAGGCCCACAAACUGAAGGGGGCAGCGAUAUAUAUUCCCAGAAUGCUAUUUCAGUAUCUGAA
This is a messenger RNA of Sphaerodactylus townsendi, 990 nucleotides long. It is a transcript of the gene SIGMAR1, whose product is annotated as sigma non-opioid intracellular receptor 1. Gene Ontology annotation, cellular component: endoplasmic reticulum. The coding region runs from base 123 to 809 and encodes 228 amino acids. The record is from RefSeq and is a predicted model, not a curated record. NCBI's taxonomy places the organism in Eukaryota, Metazoa, Chordata, Lepidosauria, Squamata, Sphaerodactylidae. The transcript has 4 exons.